AUGGCUUCCUCCUCCGAACCUCUUCACCUGUACCCGACCCGUCGAGCGACGUACCACAAGUCACGCAAAGGUGCCUCCCGAUCACUCAAUUGGCCGCACCCGUUGACCAAAGCCGCGGCGAGCACGUCGUCGAUCCACGCCGACCACCUCUCCCGCGCCGGAUUCUACUCGACGCCUAGCUCGGACCACCCCUCCUCAACGACCUGUUUCCUGUGCGACCUCGUCGUCGACGGAUGGAGCGAAGGUGACGAACCCGUAUCGCUUCAUCUGACGAGGUCGCCGCACUGCGGAUGGGCUAUCCUCUUGUCCAACAUGGCCGAUGACCCGAACAAGAUCCGCAAGCAUUGGCACUGGGGAAUCGAUGGCAGCGAUUGGCCUAGGUCGGACAAGAUCCAGAGUGCGCGACUCAUGUCGUUCGAGCGAGGAUGGCCUCAUAACGGUGCCAAGGGGGUGCCGACCGUGCAGCAGGUGAGCCCAAGCUCGCAGUUUGCUCUCGGCAGAGGCUGUUCAUUGACCCAACCUGGCCUCGAUGUCUUUCACUUUCACAGCUCGCCUCUGCGGGAUGGUGGUUCCGACCAGAGGCAGAUGAAGACGCCGGCGAUCGAUGCUACUGCCCGUACUGCACUCGCACCGUCGAAGGAUGGGAGGCCGGAGACGACGCCGUGUAAGCCACCAAACCCCUCCCUCGAGGUCUCCCCUUGAGGUCUCCCCUCGAGGUCUCCCCUCGAUAUCUUCUGACCACGCACGAUUUUCUCUCCGCAGCGCCCUGCAUCAGCGCAAACUCGGCCUCGAAUGCCCCUUCUUCCUCGCCGAGCGACCGCCUCAACUCCUCGCUGAAGAUGUCGCGCCCAUCGCCUCGGCUUCGACGACCAAAAACGCUGGUCUCUCUCGUUCGAAAGGACGACAGAAGCUCGCUGCGGAGGUCAACGAAGAGCUCGAGUCUGAAAUUGAAGAAGUGAUCGAACCCGUGAGUCGUGGAUUGGACUGUCAAUGUAAAUCCAUCAUCCCGUAACGAAUAGUACCUACCCAUCGCCUCACAGAUUCCCUCGCGAUCAUCUCGUGCGACGAAAACACCCGCCUCGAUCGUCGCCCCGACCCCUACAGCAGAUCGUGAAGGUCCACCCCCAUCGAAAGCCUCAACGACCCGAUCGACGCGUUCACGCAAGGGCAAAGCCUCGACGAAACAUACCCCUGCGCCCGUGGAAGAAGACGAUCGGGAGCCUGCGCCUGAAGUCGAAGAGGCGAACGACUCGGUCAUCGAGAUCGAGAUUUCGCACACGAUGUCACCCUCCGUUCGACUACCGCCUCGCAAGACGCGUGGUACAAAGGCGCCACGCGUUGUCGAGUCCGAAGUAGAGGAGGAGAUAGCGCCUGAGGCUGAGGCUGAGAAAGUUAUCGGGGAUGGAGCUGAGCUAGACUUUGUCGAGGAUCUGGUUUCGACCACUCGUGUAGUGGAGGAGGAGGAGGAAGAAGAAAUCGCCCCGCCUCCGGUUAAAAAGGCGACCAAGGUGAAGAAGGGGUCCAAGUCGAAGCGAUCGACGAAAUCCAAGAUCGUCGAACCCGAGCCUGAAGUCGAAGUCGAACCCGAGGCCCCGGAAGCUGACGAAGAGAUACCCGAAGCCGUCCCUGAACCCAUCAUCAUCGAGGAACCCGAGCCCGACGUACCCGCAGUCGAAAGCGCCGCUGAACCCGAGCCUGCGCCUGACGUCGACGUGGCCAAGACCGCCCCAAAGCCCAAGACGAGGAAGACGAAAUCAAAAUCCUCCAAGUCAAAACCCACCGCUCCCCAAACGCCCAUCGUCAUUGCCGCAGACCCCAUCUCCCCUCCUCGAUCCGCCGCACACUCGGUCCGAGCCGCACCUUCCCUCCCUCUUCCAGCGCUGAACAAUCCCUUCACUCCUCGACCGGACAACCCCUUCUCACUCGACGCCCCCCUCGUCCCUUCGUUGACCCCCGACGCUCGCAAGCUUUCCCUCGAAGCAUGGUACAACCAUUGUGGUCAAACGGCUUACACGGCAUUGGAACAGGAGAUGGGUCACGAGAUGCGCGAGUUCGAGAAGAGGAUCGAGGAUGGAAACAAGUUAUUCGAGAAAAUGAUUGAGGAUGCGAAGAGGAGGGAGGCAGUGGUCGCGCAUCAGCAACAGCAACAGGCGCAAAUGCAGCAGCCGAGUGUACUCGGUCAGGCGGUUCGAAGAAUGCGAUGA
Messenger RNA from Microbotryum saponariae, 2204 nucleotides. The record is from the annotation of a GenBank genome assembly. NCBI's taxonomy places the organism in Eukaryota, Fungi, Basidiomycota, Microbotryomycetes, Microbotryales, Microbotryaceae.